Messenger RNA from Pteropus alecto (black flying fox), 1734 nucleotides. It is a transcript of the gene GATM, whose product is annotated as glycine amidinotransferase. The record is from RefSeq and is a predicted model, not a curated record. The transcript has 9 exons. Gene Ontology annotation, molecular function: amidinotransferase activity. Bases 90 to 1361 code for a protein of 423 amino acids. Lineage: Eukaryota; Metazoa; Chordata; Mammalia; Chiroptera; Pteropodidae. Gene Ontology annotation, biological process: creatine biosynthetic process. Gene Ontology annotation, cellular component: mitochondrion.
ACCCCACUGCGGGCGCGCUCUCAGGAGAGCCGAGCGACGCGGCUCAGCGCCAGGACCAUUAGGCUCGUGGACCAGCCGGGUGCGGGGAAAUGCUGCGGGUGCGGUGUCUGCGCGGCGGGAGCCGCGGCGCGGAGGCGGUGCACUACAUCGGGUCUCGGCUUGGAAGAACCUUAACAGGAUGGGUGCAGCGAACUUUCCAGAGCACCCAGGCAGCUACGGCUUCCUCCCAGAAUUCCUGUGCAGCUGAUGACAAGGCCACUGAUCCUCUGCCCAAGGACUGCCCGGUCUCCUCUUACAACGAAUGGGAUCCCUUAGAGGAAGUGAUAGUGGGCAGAGCAGAAAACGCCUGUGUUCCACCAUUCACCGUGGAGGUGAAGGCCAACACAUAUGAAAAGUACUGGCCAUUUUACCAAAAGCAUGGAGGCCAUUAUUUUCCCAAAGACCAUUUGAAAAAGGCUGUUGCUGAAAUUGAAGAAAUGUGCAAUAUUUUAAAAAUGGAAGGAGUGACAGUGAGGAGGCCUGACCCCAUUGACUGGUCGUUAAAGUAUAAAACUCCGGAUUUUGAGUCUACGGGUUUAUACGGUGCGAUGCCUCGAGACAUCCUGAUAGUCGUGGGAAAUGAGAUUAUCGAAGCUCCCAUGGCAUGGCGUGCUCGCUUCUUUGAGUACCGCGCAUACCGGUCGAUUAUCAAAGACUACUUCCACCGUGGCGCCAAGUGGACUACGGCUCCUAAGCCCACAAUGGCUGAUGAGCUUUAUGACCAGGAUUACCCCAUUUGUUCUGUGGCAGACAGACACAAAUUGGCUGCUCAGGGAAAAUUCGUGACAACUGAGUUCGAGCCAUGCUUUGAUGCUGCUGACUUCAUUCGAGCUGGAAGAGAUAUUUUUGCACAGAGAAGCCAGGUUACAAACUACCUAGGCAUUGAAUGGAUGCGUAGGCAUCUUGCUCCAGACUACAGAGUGCAUAUCAUCUCCUUUAAAGAUCCCAAUCCAAUGCAUAUUGAUGCCACCUUCAAUAUCAUUGGACCUGGUCUUGUGCUUUCCAAUCCUGACAGACCAUGUCACCAGAUUGAUCUUUUCAAAAAAGCAGGAUGGACCAUAGUUACUCCUCCAAUACCAGUCAUCCCAGAUGAUCACCCACUCUGGAUGUCAUCCAAAUGGCUUUCCAUGAAUGUCUUAAUGCUAGAUGAAAAACGUGUUAUGGUGGAUGCCAAUGAAGUCCCAAUUCAAAAGAUGUUUGAAAAGCUGGGUAUCAGUACCAUUAAGGUUAACAUUCGUAAUGCCAAUUCUCUGGGAGGAGGCUUCCACUGCUGGACCUGCGAUGUCCGGCGCCGAGGCACCCUGCAGUCCUACUUUGACUGACCGUGCUUGAUGGAGCUUGUGGCUUGGCCUCAGAUAAACCUAGGACUCAUAGGGACAAGGUUCAUUCUCCUGCUUUAAAAAGUGCAUCAACUGUAGGGCUUUAAACAAUCAUAUCCUUAACACGGGUCUUAAGCCUGGUUUAUGUUUAUUCCUUUUCUUCAAUAUAAGGAAAAUAACUUGUGCUAGGUCUUACUCUCUACUCCUAAAUUUAUUUGCUGUUUGGCUUCAAGCGUAAAAAUUUGGUGAAAGUGUCCCAAGACAAAAAUUAAUCAUUUGAGUAACUUGGAAGCUAAUAUUUAACUAUCUACCUCUGUUUUUAAUUUUCUUUCCAAAAGGCAGCUUGAACUAUUGGUCCUAAUCUUCAAUUUUUUUU